Messenger RNA from Colletotrichum spaethianum, 939 nucleotides. Its product is annotated as endoglucanase cel12A. Gene Ontology annotation, molecular function: cellulase activity. Gene Ontology annotation, biological process: polysaccharide catabolic process. The record is from RefSeq and is a predicted model, not a curated record. NCBI's taxonomy places the organism in Eukaryota, Fungi, Ascomycota, Sordariomycetes, Glomerellales, Glomerellaceae. The transcript is spliced from 4 exons. The coding region runs from base 1 to 939 and encodes 312 amino acids.
AUGAGGAACACACUUCUUCUGGCUGCUGGCUUGGCCGCCGUCCGUCACGCGUCCGCUGCCUACGACGCGACGAUAUGCGGCAAGGAGAACAAGUUCACCAGCGAAGAUACCCAGUUCAUUUUCCAGUCCAACGCCUGGAACCCCGUGGGUGAUGGCUCAUCGUGUGUCUCGGUCGACCAGUCGACGCCGGCCUUCGACGCCAACUGGAACUGGGAGGAGGACAAGAACAACGUCCACUCGUUCCCGCAUGUGCGCUUCAACUCGACUAAGCUGCCGACCCAGCUGAGCGCCAUCAAGACGAUGCGCCUCGCCGUCGAGUGGACUAUGCGCAAGGGGAACCCCGAGAGCGACCCGCCCCGCGACUUCUCGGCGAGCACGUGGUCGGAGAACAAGCAGGAGCUUGACGGCGUUGUGUCCAACGCCGCCUGGGAUUUCUUCGUCGACAAGAACAAGACAAGGACCUACAACCCCAUCGACUCCGAGGCGGAGAUCAUGAUCUGGCUGGGCAAGGUCGGGAACCCGUACCCGUUGAUGGGCGAUUCCAUCCUGACCAACAUCACCCUGGGCUCUACCGAGUUUUCCCUCUGGUACGACACCAACCAACGCCAGCAAAAGGUCUUUACCUGGGUCACGCGCGACGGUUCGGAUGUCACCCAGUUCGACGAGGACAUCAGCCCGCUCCUCAAGUACGUCCUGGACUCUGGCGAGAUCGACGAGGACUCGUGGCUCGGCCUGGUCGAGUUCGGCUCCGAGGCGUGGCACUCUCCCGAGAACAUCACGUUCAGCGCCGCCCACUUCAGCAUGGACCUGGACAACGGCGACAGCGGCUCCGGCAGCGGCUCCAGCGGCGGCGAUGACGAGAACGCGGCUGGAAAGUAUGGCCUUUCGUGGCUGGCUGUGUCACUGGUACUCAUGAACAUCUCCAUGUUCCUUCUGUAG